AUGAAAGUACUAGACAGCCUAUAUAAAGACAGUGAUCAUCCAACUUAAAGCACCAGAAAACGACCGGACAGGCGCAGAGGAACACCUCACACUCAGCACAGACUUUGCUUUGAAAAGGCUCAGGAGAUGUCUGGGAAAAAAUGGGUUCUCCUUGUCGCUGGCUCAAAGGGCUGGGACAAUUACAGGCACCAGGCCAAUGUGUGCUGUGCAUAUCAGUUAAUUAAGAAACAUGGAAUUCCUGAUGAGCAGAUUGUGGUGAUGAUUUAUGAUGACAUCGCUAACAAUCCCAAGAACCCAUUUCAGGGAAACAUUGCCAGUGUAGUACCGCAAAUGCCAAACAUUUACCCAGGAGUUCCAAAGGACUACAGUAGUGUGGAUGUGAACCCAGUGAACUUUCUGGCCACUCUUCAAGGGGAUGACACUACCAUGAAAAAAAUCAUAAGAAGUGGAACAAAUGACAACAUAUUCGUCUACAUGUCCGGUACGGGAGGUCAAGGAACUUUUGAUUUUCCUGAGCAGUCACUUGGUGCCGCUGAUCUCAUUGGAGCGAUCAACAACAUGCAUACUGCCAAAAAAUUCUCAAAGAUGGUGAUAUGCAUGGACAGCGAUUUCUCGAAAUCAAUGUUUAAAGACCUUUCCCCAUUGAAAAAUGUCUAUGCAGUGACUUCAUGUGAUGACAACACCCAGAGCUAUCUGAGUGAUCGUGACCCAACCAGGGACGUCUACCUCUCAGAUCAAUUCUCUUCUGCUUGGUUGAAGUUUAUUCAUAUGAAUGACUUCAGUUCAGCAACACUCAAAAAUCAGUUUGACUUCAUCACCAAAUAUGUUCAAAAACCCCAAUGCCCCCCUUGCAACUUUGGAGACAUGAAACUCAGUGAAUGUCCCCUCAGUGAGUUCCUGCUUAACUGAACACCCAACAAGCUGCUUAAAGAAAAGAGAAAACAUCCUUCUGAGGGGCACAUGAAAAUGAUGAGAGUAAUCUGGAGAACCUUUGUACUAGUUUGUUUUUUCACUUUCACUGCUGGCUUUAUGAUUAGAAUUAAAAUGAGUGCAACACUUUUGAAAAAUAUUAGAA
Molecule: messenger RNA, 1075 nt
Organism: Carassius auratus (goldfish)
Lineage: Eukaryota; Metazoa; Chordata; Actinopteri; Cypriniformes; Cyprinidae
Product: legumain-like
Exons: 11
Coding region: 127-909 (260 amino acids)
Biological process (GO): vacuolar protein processing
Molecular function (GO): cysteine-type endopeptidase activity
Source: RefSeq, a predicted model, not a curated record